Durusdinium trenchii is the source of this 1176-nucleotide messenger RNA. Lineage: Eukaryota; Dinophyceae; Suessiales; Symbiodiniaceae. The record is from the annotation of a GenBank genome assembly.
AUGAUUGGAUUGCAAGCGAAUGUGAAUUAUCACAAUGUUGCCAUGGGCCAGGGGCAGGAUGAGAUUGCGAUGCAAAAGCUGGAGCUAGGGUCCAAGGAGGGCCACUGGGUCAUGCUGCAGAAUAUCCACUUGAUGCCUUCUUGGUGUGCUAUACUAGAGAAGAGGCUGGAUGCCUUUGCAGUAGAGAACAGCAAUCCUUACUUCCGGCUUUUCUUGUCAGCAGAUCCAUCGCCAGGAAUCCCAAUUGGUUUGUUGGAGCGUUCCAUCAAACUGACCAACGAGCCACCACAAGGUCUUUUGGCCAACCUGAGGAGAUCGUUUGCCCUCUUCAACAGAGAGGAAUUUGAUGAACGAGACAGCAAGAUCAAGUCGAUUCUCUUUGCUCUGUGUCAUUUUCACUCCUUGAUGCUGGAGCGGAAGAAGUUCGGACCGUUGGGUUACAACAUGAAAUAUCCAUUUUCCAGUGGAGACUUGCGUGACUCGGCCUCCGUGCUCUACAAUUACUUGGAGGGGUCCACGGCAGUCAAGAUCCCUUGGGAAGACUUGCGCUACAUCUUUGGCGAGAUCAUGUAUGGAGGCCACAUUGUUGACGACUGGGAUAGACGGAUGUGCGGGAAGUACCUGAGCUAUUUCAUGCAGGACGAUAUUCUGGAUGAGAUGGAACUUGUGCCAUAUGCGGCAGAAGGGCUCAGCUGGAAGUCACCUGGUCCAGGAACACAUGAGAAGUACCUUGAGCACAUUGUGCGGGAGGUCCGCUUCAAUGUUGAGGAAGCAGCAAUGAAUUUGACCGAAGAGGCGUUGACCGAGGAAUCCUUGCCAGUGUGGUGGGUGAAGCUGGGUUUCCCCUCCACGAGACCCUUGAGGUCCUGGCUGGUGAAUCUGAAGGAUCGCUGCGCGCAGCUGGACGAUUGGUUUCCAGAUCCUCCAGCCGUUCCCAAGGUGGUGGAUGUGUCCAAACUCUUCAACCCACAGAGCUUUCUCACCGCCAUUAAACAAGUCUGCUGCCAGAAUCAAAAGCUGGAACUGGACCGCUUGCAUGUUUUCACAGAGGCGGGAUGCGGGUCUUCUAGCGACAGCAUCGCUAUUCAUGAUAAACUCACCAAGUUUUUGAUGCGUUUGAUGCAAUCGCCACAAAAGCUCAUUCCGUUUAGAAGACAACGUUUCAUAUCGCCCUAA